This is a messenger RNA of Anolis carolinensis (green anole), 6918 nucleotides long. RefSeq names its product retroelement silencing factor 1 (gene resf1). Gene Ontology annotation, cellular component: nucleus. The transcript has 5 exons. The record is from RefSeq and is a predicted model, not a curated record. Bases 483 to 6008 code for a protein of 1841 amino acids. Gene Ontology annotation, molecular function: histone methyltransferase binding. NCBI's taxonomy places the organism in Eukaryota, Metazoa, Chordata, Lepidosauria, Squamata, Anolidae.
GGUUGGCAGAAGUUAAGCUUGCUUACACUUCAGGAAAUCCGCCUGUUUACACUUCAGGAAAUCAGCUUGCUUACACUUCAGGAAAUGUGCUAAGCUUAUUAUGCAAGAUAACGGAAACAAAGGGGGGGAUGUUGCACCUGCUCGGCCACCACUCGGUAGGGGCUGAUGCAAGAAUAAGAGGGUAUAAAAGCUUUGCCAGCCGUGCUUCUGCGCGGCAGUUUGGAAUCGGCAUUACUCUGUAUAUGCUGUCUGUCCGCCUUUCUUACUGCAGUCUGAAAUAAACCUGUGUUUUGCUCUAACUGUUUGGACUCCGAGUGGCGAACCUGGCAAGUUCCCGGAGGUAACUGGCAUUGCAAAGCUACAGCUAAGAAGAAUUGGUAGCCAGACCAACAGGCAUUUACGAAAUGAUGAUGUGAUAUUGCUGUUUACUUCCAACUAGAAUAAUGGGCCCACUAUUUCUGAAAAUAUAAGAACUUAACAGCAUGAUGGACCGGAACAUGAGUUCAUCUGACUCUAGCUUACAGACCAAGAACUUUGAACUCCAGGGACCACAUUUGGAACAGCAAUUUUCUGCAACACGUGGCUUUUCUCAAGACCAUGCACCUACUCAGAAUCUUUGUGUUUAUCCUGGAAAUAACCAAACCUUAAAUAGUCCAUCUAAUACUAUGACUGCAAAAACGCUGCCUUUGCACAGUACUGGAGCUACCAGUGCCUUACAGCCAUUCCAUCCUAAACGACCAAUAGUUGCUAAACCAUCUUUGUCAUUUGGCCAGAUGACAACUGGCAUCAUUCAGAAUUCAUUUGUGUUGGGAACUGUAUUACAUGGUAAUACUGGAAAUUCUGUACAAAAUAUACCUCAAAAAAGAAUGAAUCCCUAUAAAGUAAUGGGAAAUCAAUCCCAACAAAUUUUUUCUAAUUCUGUAAGAACUCCAGGAUAUCAGCAAGUUUGCAAAAAUAAUUCAUCACCAAAAAGCCCGGCAGCAGUUCAUUAUUACGUGAAUGGAACUUUCUCUAAAAUGGGUGCUGCAGUACCUCUUAAUUCUUCACCCAGCCAUUAUUUACAUCCUCAACAGAACUUUUCUUGUGUUGUUCUCCCUGUUGGCCAAAAUAAUCCUAAUCAAAUAAAUGGCCAGAAUUCAAACAUGACAGGAACUGUACAGUCACAGCAGUAUGCUUCUGAACAUAUAAAUCAUGUACCAUACAAUGCAUCUACUUAUAAUCACAACAGAAAUGCAACUCAGGUUUCACUAUGUACUGUGCCUAAUCAAGUUACCAAUAAAAACCUGCGAGCACCACCAGCCUAUCCUGUCCAGCCUAUACAAACCAACUACGGACAGCUUUCGUUACCACAACCAGCUGCAAAUAUGUCUGCUGAAAACCUGCAAAAUUAUCACAGUCCCAUACCAAAUCUAAAUGGUACUUCAUAUUCUGCUUAUUACAACCAGAAGGGCCAAAUCUCUAGAGAAACAAAUAUAGUAGGGAGCACUGCCUAUAAUGUAAAUGAACAAGGAUCUGAAAAUCAGCUUUCUAAUGAAUCAUCAAAAUUAUCAGUUGAUUUCUGGGAGAACCCAUUAAACAACAUGCAAGCAACAGGAAUACGUUGUGCUGAUGGAGUCUUAACACAACAGACAAGUCAAACUUUGGAACUACCAAAGAAUCUAAACAAUCUAGAAAACAUUUCUGAAACCCGCUCUAAAAAUAAAACUAAAAUAACAAAAGAAAGUCUAGAAGUGGAUUAUAAAAAAAUUCUGAAAAUACAACAUGCCUUAUCAAAGCUUGGAGAAAUUUAUAAUAGAAAAUGCAAAAUGUUUCUGUCUGCAGAACAGAAUGAGCAGGCUGCUGCUCACAACCAAAAUCUUAACCAAUCUUCUCCUGGUAAUAUUACUCAGAAUCAGCCUUCACAUGUUGCCAAUCCAGUGCUACAAUUUUCUUCACUUGAUGCCACUCAGAAUCAGUCAUUUUCUCCUGCUUCCUCUGAUUCUAGUCAGAUUAAAGAUAUUCACUUAUUACCAGUUUUACGGAGUUUACUUGAAGGUACUGCUGAUGAAAAUAUGAUACUUAGUGCUUGCUUAGCAAAAGACUCUACAGAUCAAAAUAAACAAUUGGCCAUUGAUGGAAGCUCAUCUGGCAGUAGUGAUAAAUCUGAAUACAAUAUUAAAAAUCCUGUUAAUCCAAAAUCCCAUCUAUCUGAAAUGAAACCUACCCAAGAUCCUUUACCACACAUGAAAAAAAAUAAUUCAUUUCAUCAUUUUAAGAUCAAUAAAGAUGCAAUAGACACUCUUCAUCAUUACUUUAAUCGCAAGCUUCAGAGUUUAGUUCAAAGUCCAACUACUUCGUGUGGAUCUUUAUCAAUGAACAAAGGAAUAAAAGAGAACACUGAGGGAUCCCAUCAGAUGCCAUCCAUAUGUCCUACAUUGAUGCAAAAAUCUGUGAAAAAUAUUAACAUUGGGAGUGAACAUAUUUCUGAUGCAUCUAGUUCAGCUUCUGUUCUUUCUGACAGAUUUGCCGUUGUGCAAGGAGCAGGAACUGUCCAGAAUGAGAACCACACAACUUCUGCAGCUUAUUUAAAAAAUAGAGGUGUUUGUUCUAUGGAGGAGCUCCAAACAAGUCUUGCUUUAUGGAAGAAGAGUCUUCCAGAAUCUCUCAAUGGAAAGUUAUGUGAAAGUACACAAUCUAUUGGUUUGUCUUCCACAGAAGGUGGAAAAGAUUAUAAAAUCAUACAAAGUUUGCAAAGUUGUACCAAUAAAUUUAUUCAGAAUGACCAAGCUCAAGUUACAUUUCAGUCAGAUGGGACAGCUCAGACUUUUGUUCCUAUAGCUCGAAAGACUCAUGAUAUAGAAAAUUCCAACCUGCUAAAGGGUGCUGAACCUCAAGUAGCUAUUGUUACUCCUUUAAUGUUGUCAAAAGACUAUGUUCAAAUUGCUGUACAAAAUAAUAGCCCAGUAUCUCAAAAUCUUAAAGAGAUAAAAGACACAAAUUGUUCAUCAUCUGAAUCAAUUAAACACCGUAAAGAUUUAGAUACAAGUCACAAAGCAAAUAUAUCUACACAAGACAAUGGAAUAAUCAAAGCUGAAACUCAGAAUAACUGCUGCUUUGAGCUAAGUCAAGUAAGAAAUAGUCACUCGCCUCCAGAAUUAAAAAGCCUACAAUCCGAACUUGAUUCAGGAGAUUAUUUGCCACCUGACAACCAAGUUUCUCAAAAAUGUGUACUAUCUCAAGCUAUUUCAGAUUUGGUAGAAGCAAGAGAUAUUGAUGAAAUUGUAGAGAAUGACACAGUGUUACAGAUAUCAAGUGUGUGCAGCCUGGUGAAAGGUGAUGCAUGUUACAAUUCCCAGAUCGCUAGUAUUUUUAAUACCAGUCCUUUGACAUCUAGCAUGGAAAAUGCCACUUCUUUGAAAGAUUGCUUGCCUUAUCUUCAGUGUAACAAUCAGCAGUCUGUUAUUCUGGAAACUGGACCUGAAUCUGAAAAAAGCAUAAGUGUUACAGAGAGAAAUGCCUUGUUGCCAUCACCAUCCACUUUAAACAAUGCUGUUGAAGAAAUAUUAAAACAAGUACCAGCUUUAGAGAUGGAUCAAAGUUACAAGACUGCAAAUGAAAUGAAUGAAAGAAAUUCUGAGGAAGACAAGAAAAAAGAAAAGAAGUUUGAACAAAAUGUAUCUGGUAUUGAUGUUCACAUUUCAGAUUUUGCCAGUGAUACCCAGGAAUUAUGUCAAAAUAAAUAUGACCAGCUCAGUUCUAGUGUUGCAGAUGACAUAGGUGGCAUUGGCAAAGAGGGUACGGCUGAAGAAAACACAGAAUCUGGAAGCAACACGGAAGCCCCUGUAACUUUCCUAAGUGAUCAGCUGACUGAACUUGCAGAAGAAUUUCCUUAUGGACUUUGCUAUUCGAAGACACUGAAUGAAACUGGAAGUAAUGAUUCUGUGCCUAAACUGAAUGAUUCUGGAAAUGUUCAGAGCUCAGAAAAAUUUCCUGAUUCCUCUGACGCAAUAGAUCAAAUUCAAAUAAUACUGAACUCUCAACAGUCGAAAGAAGUACUUCCUGAAGACAAGCAGCAGUUCUCUAACAAAUCAGUAAACUCUGAAAGUAAUGAUCUCAAAACAGAUUCAGAACAUAAGCUGACAAGAGAGAAUGUUAGCCUGAAAACUGAUAAUGCUAUAGAUGUUGAAACUGGAGUGACCUCAUCAGAAACAACUUUAACAAGCAAAAAGCAGACAUAUUGUUGCUUACAAGGUUGGUUAGCUUCAUCAUAUGCAAUGGAGCCUUGUGCAUGCAUGCAAGCUAAAGAAUCUGCUUCCAAGCAAAAAGUGGAUCUGCUUUCAGAGUCUGAAACUGCAGGGAAAGAUAAGCCAGAAGCCAGUGAGAAUUUUAAUGUCGACUUUAGACUAAACAAUCAAUUGCCAACUUCUACAUUGGAUACUGUUACCAAGAAAGUUUCUUCAGAAAUGCAAAGUGACAGAACCUUGAAUAAGAUUUCUGGACACACAAAGGCAAAGGAAAACAAGCCAUACACCAGAGAUCAAACAGCUCCUCCACUUCUAUCCUCAGAAAAGCUAACUUUACUCAAAACUGAGCAAACUAAUGCGCACCUAGAGAAAGAGUUGUCGCACGAUGCACCUUCUCAACCCUUAAAGACAGAAAUGGAAGCAGUUGAAAUUGAUGUGAGGCGAGAUCAUGUAGACGCAGGAAGGAAUUCAUUUACAGCUGAAGCACAGCAUCUUUCAAACAUGGCAGAUGUAAUUGCCAGAAAUCUCUGCAGAUCUGAUUCCUCUAGCAAACAAAGAAAUGAAAAACUAGAUGUAAAAUUAAAGACAGAUGCUGAUCGACACAGACCUAUAAUAAGUAAACACAGAACAAACGGCGAAAGAUAUAAAAUUAAGUGGGACUCUAGUGAAACGCACAUGAUUAAGGGACCCAUUAAGAGUCUGAAAAGAAAAAAGGCAAUUGAAAGAAAGCGUAAAGCUUUGGCAGUCCACCAUAAUGAUGACAUAAAUGAUUCAAAUGCAAAUGGUGUUGGCUCUGAUCUUAGGAAGCACGAGAAUCCCCAGUGUAUGUCUACCUCACAUUCACAAGAACAUUUAAAUGUAAAGAAAUGUAUAAUAGAUUUGGAGAAAAAAUUUGGAUACAAGAAAGUAAACUAUAAAGAACCAACGUCUUCUGAGUCUACUGUUCACCGUUCUGACAGUACUGAAAACCAUUCUGAGUGCACUAAACCAAAAAUGAAAAAGAUAAAUUUGGAAAAAUAUGCAUAUUCAAAAGACAGACAGAAUGCUUGGAAAUGUAGAAGUUCUCAUUUAGAGAACAACAAAACUCUGACACCACAAAAACAAAGGAUGCGACCCCUCAAAGCAUCUAGGAUGUUUUCUCCAGGCAAAGAAGCAAUGUUAGAUGCUAAUAAAAGAGACAAGAGGGUUGAGAGAUCUCUUUCCGAUAAAAUGUCUUGUUUUAGUAGAAGAACUGGUAAACUGUCCCUAUCUCUUCAUAGGGAACCAAAGAAAACCUACUUGAACCGAGUUGCAUUUAAACGGACUACGCACAAAACUAUUUGUCUAACAAACUUAGAACCAUGGCAUUCCAAAUCGGAUUGGCAAGUGAAAUCAAGUAGUCUUUCAGGAUCGUCUAAAGAUAACAGCAAAAGCAGCUCAUCUCCCCAAAAGCCUGAAGAAGAGAAACUAUCAAUUCAAUUCAAAACCUGUCCAGAUAUACUGUUUAGAAAUCCAGUCACCGAAGAACAAGCAUUAGAUGAAGAAAACCCUCCUGAGAAAGGCAGAACCCCAGUCACAGCUAUCAAAAGUAAAAGAGAAGACUGGAUAAUGGGUGCUCCCACAAAAAGGAAAAAAACAGAGGAAAAUAAAUCUCAAGUUGAUGAAGAAAUCCCACUUGAAACUGCAAUAAAAUUACUGGAAAGAAAUGAAACAUUUGGUAUGCCUCUGAAAGAAACAACAUAUGAGACCUAUCGGAAAAUGCACCUGGAAAAAAGCAGAAGCUUGAAUAGCAGUCCUGUGGAUUAGAUGUCUGUAAAUUUCAGCAAUACUUUGAGCAUGUUUCCUGGAAGAUACAUGCUCUCAUCUUAUUUCUCCAAAGCCAUCAGAACUUUUACAUAUGUAAUAAAAUGCAACUGAUAAAUUGGAAACUGUUGAAAUAAAGUUAUUGAAUAUUUCUACAUGUUAGAGGUUUUGUUAAUAUGUUUCCAUCACUAUUUAAAUUGUUUUUUAAAUUCUUAACACAUCAAAUAUGUCACAAUAUUGAAAUGAUAAACAUUUUUGGUGUUUUUUCAUUGUAAUUUAUCAAGAUGAAAGCACUGCCAUCCCAAAGAUAACCCAGGAAUGUUGGCCUGGAAUCUUGCCCUGGAUAUUUUGAGGGGCAUAUAAUAAUUUCAUGUUGCCUUCUUUGGGGUGGUAGUUGAAUAAAGUGGGCAAGCCUCUGCAGUAUUUAUUGCAGGCAUUGGGAAUUAUGAAUGCUGCUACCCAGUUUAUCUGGUUCACUGACUUUAUCAGAAAGCUGCCUUUUAUAUUGUGUUUAACUUCUGUUAUUUGAUAUAUGAAUUUAUGUAUGCUGUUUCUAAUGAAAGAAUGCAAAGGUUAUUGUUAAAUACUCGUAUUCUGGUUAAAAUGUUAAUGGAUAUGGAAACCCAACAUUUUGACCAAAACUUCCUCGAGGGUUCAGAUUUCAUUUGAAUUCUCAUUCAGUUAUAUAUAUUGUACACAUCUUUCCAUAAGCUAUAUUAGCUAACUACAGACUUGUAUACCCUAAAAACUGUUAGGCCGUUGAGUAUUCUUUUAUAAGUACCUUUUGUAUUUUUUGGUAUUUUGGAAAUUAUUUUGUAAUAUUGUGGCAUUAAUAAAUGUUCUGUUUUUUUAAAAACUGUCCAGUUAUGCGCGCACACACAAUAAUAACAAUAAAAGUACAUUUAUUUUUUCA